Molecule: messenger RNA, 2453 nt
Organism: Sceloporus undulatus (fence lizard)
Lineage: Eukaryota; Metazoa; Chordata; Lepidosauria; Squamata; Phrynosomatidae
Gene: PRCP
Product: prolylcarboxypeptidase
Exons: 9
Coding region: 21-1535 (504 amino acids)
Biological process (GO): angiogenesis involved in wound healing; regulation of blood vessel endothelial cell migration; negative regulation of systemic arterial blood pressure
Molecular function (GO): dipeptidyl-peptidase activity; serine-type exopeptidase activity
Source: RefSeq, a predicted model, not a curated record
GGGGAGUGAGGCGUUUGGGGAUGUUGUGCUCAAAGGUGACUCGGUUGUUACUAUUCCCGCCGCCCUUGGUUUUCCUGCUCCUGGCGGUCCCCUCGGGCUCUGCCCAGAGUGUCUUCGGCCGCCCUCACCUCCAUGGCUCUUCCCACCGGGAUCCCGACCGCCCCUUCGUGGCUCCCAGGGCUUACCGGACCUGUUACUUUGACCAAAAGAUCGACCACUUUGGUUUUUAUGAAGAUCGCACUUUUAAGCAGCGCUACCUCAUAGCUGACCAGCAAUGGAAGAGAGAUGUCGGCUCGAUCCUCUUCUAUACUGGCAAUGAAGGAGACAUCACCUUAUUUGCUAAUAAUACGGGUUUUAUGUGGAAUGUGGCUGAAGAGCUUGAUGCCAUACUGGUCUUCGCUGAACACAGAUACUAUGGGGAGUCUCUGCCCUUUGGCAACAAAUCAUUCACUGAUGCCAAGCAUCUGAAUUAUUUGACUUCAGAGCAGGCUCUGGCUGAUUUUGCCAUACUUGUGCAGCACCUGAAGGCUACAAUCCCUGGAGCCCAGAAAACUCCUGUUAUUGCCAUAGGAGGAUCUUAUGGAGGGAUGCUUGCAGCCUGGUUUCGAAUGAAAUAUCCCCAUAUUGUAAUUGGAGCUCUUGCAGCUUCAGCUCCUAUCUGGCAGUUUGACAGCCUGGUUCCUUGUGGCACCUUUUACAGCAUAGUGACCCAAGAUUUCAAAAAGAGUGGGAAUUGCUGUUCAGAAAGCAUCAGGAACUCCUGGGCAGCCAUUAACCGUCUUGCUUCCACAGAGGAAGGAUUACACUGGCUUUCUUGUACAUUUCGAUUGUGCACUCCACUGAAAAAGGGGACAGAUGCUGCUGCCUUCAAAGGAUGGCUAAGUGAGACCUGGAUUAACUUGGCUAUGGUUGACUAUCCAUAUAAGGCUGACUUCUUGCAGCCUCUCCCUGCGUGGCCUAUUCAGGAAGUUUGUAAAUAUUUAAAAAAUCCCAAACUGCCAGACAGAUUGCUGCUGCAAAAUAUCUUCCAGGCAGUAAAUGUCUACUAUAACUACACAGGACAUGCAUCAUGCCUUAACUUAACCGAGACUGCUACAAAAAGCCUUGGGACGAAGGGCUGGUACUAUCAGGCUUGCACUGAAAUGGUGAUGCCGAUGUGUUCUGAUGGAGUCAAUGACAUGUUUGAGCCACAGAAAUGGGACUUUCACAAGUACUCAGAAGAAUGCUUCAAGAUCUGGGGUGUGCGGCCUCGUCCAUCUUGGAUCCCCACUUCCUAUGGUGGAAAGAACAUCAGUGCUCACAGCAACAUAAUCUUCAGCAAUGGUGGGCUUGACCCCUGGUCCGGAGGUGGAGUAACAAAGAACAUCACAGACACUCUAGUUGCUAUCAUGAUCCCAGAAGGUGCGCAUCACUUGGACCUUCGCUCCAAUUCUCCUUUUGAUCCUGUUUCUGUGCUGCAAGCUCGCCUCUUGGAAGUUCACUACAUGAGGCUGUGGCUACAAAAGCACAGAAGAUAUAACAAGCACCACAAAUGAUUAGAGACCAUGGGAUGUUUGUAAUUGUUUUUUUUUUCCACUGGUGAUGACAUGGGAUGUAAUCAUCAACAUUCUCGAUAUCUCUUUUUCUCUUUCUCUCUCAAGGCCUGUUUGACCCAUCUGAUUGUAUGAAGGACUUUCUGAAGUGGCAGAUCUAAGCCAUCCCAAUGCACUGGGGGGGCACUUGCAUUACUGUAUCUUUGUACAAGCAUCCAGUGGGCAUUUUCUAGUUGAGCAUGGGGACUGCAACAUAUUUUUAGGGGGGAACAGGGAGACAAGUAUCUUCCCCCUGGCCUGCAUGUGUACAUAGCUUACUUUAAAAGAAUUCAUUGCAAUAGGAUAUAGUGGGGGCCACAAUAUUAGUGGCUUUAAAAGGAGAUUAAAAAAAAUUAAAGGGGUAAAUCUACCUGUGGCUUUAAGCUGGUGGGUGGAGAUAAGCCCUGUAGUCCUACAGAUAUUGUGAGACUACAACUCCCAUGGUCUGAUGGGAGUUGGGAGUCCAGCAACAUCUAGUUGUUGAGAGGUUAGCCACCAUGUUAACUGAAUGGUUGAGAUGUCCUCUGAAUGCUUGUUCUUGAGGGGUUCAACAUGGGGACAAAAUAAUGUUUCCUUCAGAAUGGGUCAUGAAGGCAUUUGACUGAUCAGCAUUCAAAAGGGGAUAAAUCACCAGAUGGCUCUUUGGACUGAUUCAGCCUCAACUUACAUACCUCAACUCAACUCUAUAGGUGGUUAUAACACAGCCAUAUUGCAUGGGCAGGGGACAAGCAAAUAUCCAGCAUUUAAGGGAACAGAAGGCACAGAAACUGUGAACUCUUAUUUUGCCAAAAAUUGAAGCCAUUUGAAUUUGCCCUCUUUAUUUGGGAUGGAGCAUCUCCAGUUCUUUUCCUUCUCUAGGAAACAGGUUUUACUUUGCCUCCA